Cucurbita pepo subsp. pepo (vegetable marrow) is the source of this 1142-nucleotide messenger RNA. Its product is annotated as transcription factor ILR3. Gene Ontology annotation, biological process: regulation of DNA-templated transcription; intracellular iron ion homeostasis. The record is from RefSeq and is a predicted model, not a curated record. Gene Ontology annotation, molecular function: DNA-binding transcription factor activity; protein dimerization activity. NCBI's taxonomy places the organism in Eukaryota, Viridiplantae, Streptophyta, Magnoliopsida, Cucurbitales, Cucurbitaceae.
GAAAUUCGAUUCCCAAAAAAUGAUCCUUUUUUUCUCUCAUUUUCAUAUUCAUAUUCUCUUUUGAUUAAUUAUUACUUCUCCUUCACAAGUACUUCAACCACCGGAAGAGCCUACACCUUCUUGAUCCCACACAUUUUCCCUCCUGUUCCUAUUUUCCACUCAACAGACACACACACACCAUCCAUUAUGGCAACGCUUCCUUAGUUCAUGCAGCUUUCUCGACUUCUUCAAACCACCAAUGGACGACUCUGCAGGAAACUGGAAUUGGCUCUUCGAUUACUCUACUAUGGAGGAUCUCCCCGUCGUCGGCGCCCCCUUCUCGCCGCCGCAGUCUGUCAGUUUCUCCUGGUCCAAUCCCUCCAUCAACUUUCCUUCUAAUAAACACAGCCUUGAGGUAGACUGCUCAUAUGAAGAUCUAGACAGCUUAAAGGAAGUAGGUCGGAAACGUCUCAAGGCUGAAACAAGUUCUGCAUCAACCUCCAAAGCCUGCAGAGAGAAACUGAGGAGAGAUAAGCUGAAUGAGAGGUUCUUGGAAUUAUCUGCUGUCCUGGAACCUGGAAAACUACCCAAAACAGACAAGGUUGUCAUCUUGAGUGAUGCUAUCAGAAUGGUGACUGAUUUACAAUGUGAAAUCGAGAAGCUGAAAGAAUCAGAGGAUGAUUUGAAGGAAAAAAUCAAAGAAUUAAAGGUUGAGAAAAAUGAACUUCGUGAUGAGAAGCAAAGAUUGAGAGCAGAGAAAGAAAAGUUGGAGCUGCAAAUCAAAGCAGUGAAUGCUCGAGCAGCAGCUGACAUCCAACAUCCUCCCCCUACGUUGUCAGCUGCUUUUACAGCACAAGGACAAGCUGCUGGUAACAAGUUGAUGCCUUUCAUUGGUUAUCCCGGCAUUGCCAUGUGGCAAUUCUUGCCGCCUGCAACCGUCGACACGUCUCAGGAUCAUGUGCUCCGCCCACCAGUUGCUUAAAAGGGAGGACAAAUGAUUUGGUUCGUUUAUUGUGCUGUUAUGAUUAACAAUGCCUUUACAUGUUUGUGUUUGGUUUUGAAUUGUUCAAGAAACUCCUGGUGGUGUAAAAACUUUGUUUGAGGACUAAGCAGAUGUUGCAUUCCUAACUAUAUAUAAAUAAAACCAAGUUUAUCAUGUGAUA